Molecule: messenger RNA, 2837 nt
Organism: Bicyclus anynana (squinting bush brown)
Lineage: Eukaryota; Metazoa; Arthropoda; Insecta; Lepidoptera; Nymphalidae
Product: 7SK snRNA methylphosphate capping enzyme bin3
Exons: 5
Coding region: 334-2721 (795 amino acids)
Biological process (GO): snRNA modification
Molecular function (GO): O-methyltransferase activity; RNA methyltransferase activity; snRNA binding
Source: RefSeq, a predicted model, not a curated record
ACAUUGAGAGCGUAGUGAUUUUAUUGUAUACUCUUUGGUAAAUAAAAAAAAAUAUCAGUGUGUGGGGUCUGGUGUGUAAUUGAUGAAACCAUAUUGUGGCUAAAUAUUGGUUCAUCUAAAAAGGAUUAUCGUCAACGAAUCUUCUUACGGACUAGAUUUUGUGAUGUGUAAUUACUUUAAACCAUUUUUUAUCGAAUACACAUACCGUCGUUAGACCUGUUUAUCACGGAUGUCCUUGUGCAUUUUGCAAGGAACGAAGUGGCGGUAAAUUUGAUUUCCUACUACGAUUUCGUUUUACUAUGUGAAAAUAUCUUAUAUGAGUGAAGUUAAAUAAUGGGUAGCUCAGAGGAAAAUGUGAUUACUAGUGACAGUAAAUUAGAGAAUGAUAACGUUGAAAACGACGCAGGCGAUAAUUCCGAGAAUGAAGUUGCGGAGACUACGGACCCCUCGUUAAAUAUGAGUGUGGCAUCUAAUCAAUCUGCAACUGAAGGGAACACGUCUAAAGAGGGCGAGGCUUCUGGCGGUGGAGGUUCAAAGAAAACUAAGAAAAAAAGACACGGCAAGAAGAGUCACAUCGCCAGCAAGGAUAACUCGGAGAGGAGCACCGUGCGGAGACUUCACCACCCCGGCACAAAGUUUAAGCAAAGUAAGAAACGAGCACAAAGUUUCCCUUCAAUCUCGAAAUAUUUUCUCCCCACCAAAAGGCCGCGCAAAGAAACAUUCAUUCCACCCACGAAGUUUCUCCUAGGUGGAAACAUUUCUGAUCCGUUAAACCUGAAUAGUUUACAAGAUGAAAACGUCAACAGAGCUAUGAAUGCUGUCACACCCGAGUCUUCACCACUACCCACUCCCCCGAGGCACAAGGCUAAGAUAGACGUUAUAAUUCCUCCUAAUAUAAGGGAUCCACUUAAUCUUAUGGAGCCUCUAGAUAACGAUGAGUACGAGAAAAGACUUGAAAUGCAGCAGAGGAAGCCGAGGAAGAAACCAAGAGUACGACGGCGCACAACAGAGACAAAUGCCAACACAAAUACGAAUACACCCGUAGUAGAGGUUAAGCCCCAGCAAGAAGAGGGAAUUAAGGAGCCUCUGCCACCAGAACCAUCGACAUCAAAGUGUAGGAAGCGGUCCUGCAGUGACAGUGACAACAGCUCACUCAAAGGAAAAGAUGGCAAGAAGUUGAGGCGGAUGGAUUCGUUGGAUAAGAUAGUGAGUCCAGUGGUCCCUCAACCGGGAGCUUGGAUGCGUGCCCGACCGCAGCAGCGGCCUGGGGCACAGGAGCGCCCCGCCUCACCACACAGAACCAAGCUAAAGAGUACCUCUGAAGAAGAUCAACAGAUGCCAACAUUUCAUCCUAAAAAUUCGAGAUACCAAUAUGGGAACUAUGAUAGGUAUUAUGGUUAUCGUAAUUUGAAUGCCAUGAUGGAUAUAAGACUUCAAGUGUUUGAAAUGCACCGCCACCUAUUUCAGAAUAAAGAUGUAUUGGAUAUUGGAUGCAAUGUGGGGCAUAUCUCUAUUGCAGUGGCUCGGACACUUGGUGCCAAAUCUGUUGUAGGAAUUGAUAUUGAUUCUGUGCUAAUUGGCAGGGCAAGAAAGAAUUUAAGGUCCCUAAUACCGGUACCUUCAGAACAACCAAAGACAGAGGAAGAUAAGAAGAAUGAUAUAGAUGACAAGAAAUCGGAAUGUGAUAAGUGUAAAGAUGAGAAAUGUGAGGACUGUACAACAGGAGAUCACAAACUGGACAAAGAUGAUGAUUCCAAAAAGAAUUUUACCGGGAGGAAGUUACGAAAGCCGAGGAAGAAUAGGAAGUCCAUCAACAAGCCAGAGCAAGGGCAGUGUUUCUUUCCAAUGUCUAUGUCGUUGAUGUUUGGCCCCAUAGGCGAACCAAAGGCUGAUGUUUCAACUCUUGGAUUUCCAUAUAAUGUCACAUUCAAACAGGGAAAUUACGUGCCACGCGAAGACAUAGCGGUCGGUUCUGGCAUGGAGAGUCCACAGUUCGACCUGAUCCUGUGCCUGUCCACCACCAAGUGGCUGCACCUCAACUGGGGAGACGCGGGCUUGAAGCGCGCCUUCCGGAGGAUGUUUGCUGAUCUACGCCCCGGAGGCAAGCUGGUGUUGGAGGCACAGAACUGGGCCAGCUAUAAGAAAAAAAAGCGACUAACUCCAACCAUUUACGAGAACUUCAACUCCAUCGAGUUGUUCCCCAACAAGUUCAGAGAGUACCUCCUCUCGCCCGAGGUCGGCUUCAGCAAGUGCUGCAUACUGGGAGUGCCGCAGCACGCGAGCAAGGGUUUCCGGCGCCCCAUACAGCUGUACGUGAAGGGUGACUUCACACCGAGCAAGGCGAGGUGGUCGGAUGCGUACGCGCCGUCGUCGCAUCACAAGCCGGAGGCGGAACCACCGCGGCGGACGGUAUACGCGCCGGUGGCCCCUGCGUACCGACCGAGCGACGAUGCGCCGUCCUGCGGGGCCGUGACCCCCUACUCGCCGAAUCUAGACUGCAGCGCGGACGACUCCCCGUUCUACAACCCGCGCAGCGACUCGUACGCGCCGUCGUACCAACCGCCGCGGCCGACGGUGUACGCGACACUGCCGUCGCCGCUGGGCAGCGCGUCCCCCGCCGCCUCGCCCGCCGCGUCCCCCGCGCCGCACGCGCCCCCCGACCCCGCCUGCGCGCGCGGCUUCCCCGCGCCCGACCCCGCGCCCCGCCUGCACGACGACUGAACGCCACUUAGUGGCUCAUCCGCCUUUCGUUUUAUGUAAAUAACUGUAGAUCCCCUAAGAUUAUGUUUCGGAUAGGCUGAAAAUAUUUUAUAUUAUAUUCGUAACGUAUUAAGUUA